CACCUGGCCAGCAUUCGCGCUUUCACUUCGUCCGCAGGAAAGUCGGAGAAGGGUUAAAUAUUCUAAAUAUAAUUAUCGCCGACAAUUUUCGAGUCGAUCGAAGUUUGUACCAUCUAUUGAACAGGAUCAAGAAGACGCGUUGCAUGUCGUUAUUAAUAGAAAGUGCGUUAAAGGAGCGAGAAACUUCCAGAGCUUCGCGCGUCACCGUCAGCGUCUCAUGCUCGGGAUGACAAUUCUUUCGCGCGUUAUUAAAUUGGCGCGGUAUCCCUUGCGAGCCGGAGGAUUCGCCGGGAUCGCAGGAUAAAUCGGAGACCCGGUUCUCGCGGGGGAGGAGUAAUGGGGCUACCCUCUUUCAAAUGCCGUGGGAAAGGGUAGCGUGGAACACGGGCGAUUCUCCCCGGCUCCUUCGUCCGAUCAAAUGAAGGAAGGCGCUGGAGAAGAUCGAAAGGGAACGCGUUAAGGAAGGGACGUCUCCCUCGUCGAAAGGAAACGCGAGCUUUCCCCAGUAAUUUGCCGUCCGUCUCGCGUGAGUGACUCGAUUACACGUGGGGGCGGUAUGGUGUAAUAUUAAUCACGGAACGGAACUAAUUCUACGAGAGCGAGAAAUUAAUACGACUGCUUGUGAGUAAAGAGUGGGAAUAAAGUAACGCAAAUUAAAAAGAAACGAGACAAAUGUAAAAUAAUUCGCGGGAACGCAUUGAAAUUACAGUGUGCGAGAAUUCCUGAAAAUUGUGCGAGGUGCGUUCGUUGAAAGUUCUCGCGGAGGAAGUCCUCGUGUUAGUCUGUUUUUCGAAGGAAGAGGUGACAUGAUCGACGCGCGAUUUCGCGACUAAUGCAAUUUUCUGCAGCAGACGGCGGCUGGAUAGAAAGUACCGCAGCGACGUACGGACGGAUCAGGGUGAAGCGGGAAGGGAGAAAAGCGAGCAGCUUCGGCUUGCAUCGUUAGGGGAAGAGAUCGAGCUUAUUUGCUUGCCGCUGCCGAGACAGCGCGCGAUGUUACGCGGCGGUAUAUUAACGGCUCUUCGUGAUCGCUCAAGUCGUUUACGAAGCCGCGAAUGACCUCUUUCGUAAAUUUCGCCAAGAGACAGGCGGUUGCUUUUCAAGAUAAAUCUCUUCCACGGAAUCCACGCUCUAGGAGCUUGCCAACAUUCUUCCGUCUGUCCGUCUAUUUAUACCUGCACUGAAAUAAAAUUCAUAGAUCUGCGGAAAACAGCGGAUGGGACAAAAAGAGGACAAAAUGACACCAGUCGCCGAUACGUUCGACGAGUUUAUGUGGUGCGAGCACCGUGCACACGAAUGUUGAGUGACGUGUCUCGUAAACACCUGAGACUCUUCAGUUCCCGUAGAUCGCACGCACAUCGCAGAGUCGAUUAUCGGACAUUGUCCAACCUGCUGUAAACGUGUCCCUCGUAGAACGUUGAAUCGCAAAGUAUUUCUCCGAAGGGGCAAUUUAAAAGCAGUCGGAAGAACAAUGCGUUCCUCGAUUACUUGCACUACGAGAAUGUCGGACGACAAUUCCUCCCCAUGAGCCCCUGUGGAAUCGCCUGGGCGAUUGAGGGAGGAGCGAUCGCGGAAAACAGUCGUGCACGAUAACGGGCAAGAUACCAAAAAGCACCUGCGCUUAAGUAUUUUUCUCGCACUUGGAAACAGCCGCAAAAUCAGCCGCAAGCAUGUCGAACUCGCCACGAAUUCGAAAGAUGCCGCCCAGGCCAAAGAUUUUGCUUCCGGUUCCCGGGCAGUACUAUCCGCAGGCGGGGACCGGUAUGGGCUACGUGCCGACGCCGUACGGGCAAACGCCGGUACCGAUGACGCCGGUACCCAUGACGCCGGUUUCCGGCCAGCCGCAGGUGUUCUACGCCAACCGAGCCAGCGAGUUCGUCUUCACGCAAUUCAAGGGGAUCAAGGAUCUGACCAAGUCCGGUCUCAGCGUGGGCGAGAAGAGCGCCUAUUGGCUUUACGAGAAGAAACGAGACGCUCAAUACGAUUCGCGAACUUUGCGACGACUCGGUACUGGCGUCAGACGUGUCCCGUUGGAGAGGAGCAGCGGUGAACGAGCUGACGCGGUACGAGCAAGAUCUGUACGAUUAUUUCGGCCGGGGACUGAUGGACAAAGGCGAGCGAGUGUGGUCAUUUUGGAACGCCGUGUUUUACUGUGGCACCAUUUACACGACCAUAGUGAUUGUACUCGCGUGCGGCAUCGGGCCAAUAUUAGUUUUCAAUCGAACGGAGAAUUUAUUUUCACUUUUUUAAAAAUACACUCAACACGUGAGAAUGAUUAUUUUCCUUGGGAAAAGAGGCAGGCGGGAAAAUAAAAACGACGGAGUGAUGCUAUUUGCGUGAUGUACCUGGAAAUAGAGCGAUUCCGUGCGGAAUAUUCCCCGUGCACGCGAAGUGCAGGAGAGCCGAGUGUCUUAAGCGGCUCCGUUAUUAUGACAAAUCGUGCUUUGAUGUGACUGACAAAAUAUUUUACGAGCAUUUGUAUCUCAACUCGCGCCGCUCUCAUAGAGCUCGCGGAGGUUAUUUUUAUUUGUGACCGCUUGGUGAGAUCCAGUUUAUUUAUCUUGUAUAGCUUUCUUCCCGAGCGAAAGAUCGAAAGCCCGCGGAGAGAUGAACGCAGUGGGAGAUAUACGCGUAUUGCGUUGGAACAUACAUUGUGUGUAUAUCAAUAUGCCGCGUGCGCGACGCGACUGAUUUCAAACUCAGUUCUCGCAUAUAGGUUUAUAUUAGUUGUACGGAUUUCUGGUAUACAGGAUGCAUGUGGUCUGAAUGCACAUCUGGUAGAUGCAAAUGAUGCGGAUUUAUUCCUCGUACAGGGGUAUAAUGUCGUUAUUGAAGAAAAUCGCAUUAAUAGAAAGCUCUUCUCCUUGCGCAGCACGCUGUUAAAUUUGUAGUGUUACACUGAUAGGAAAAAUUAUUAGAAUAACCAUUAUCUCGCUAUAUUUUAUUGUGAAUUUCGGCGCUCCAAACAUAUUUUUAUCGUUUUAUUAAACAUGCAAAAUAUAGCAGAGCGAACACAAAUUUAUAGUCAUUAUCACUAUGACGUAAAUUAGCACAACUAUAUUUGUGAAAUAUAGUUGAAAAUAGUUGAUAGUGAAAUAAAGUGAAAAUAGUUAUGGUAAACUGAAAAUAGAUUUUCGCGUAGUUAACCGUACUAUAAAAUUAAGUUACCCGAAAAACAAUGAAAAGUACGAUAAAACAUACGAAAUAGUAAUAAACUGUACAACGGUAUG
This is a messenger RNA of Vollenhovia emeryi, 3230 nucleotides long. RefSeq lists its product as uncharacterized. NCBI's taxonomy places the organism in Eukaryota, Metazoa, Arthropoda, Insecta, Hymenoptera, Formicidae. The transcript is spliced from 4 exons. Gene Ontology annotation, molecular function: potassium ion leak channel activity. Gene Ontology annotation, cellular component: membrane. Gene Ontology annotation, biological process: potassium ion transmembrane transport; stabilization of membrane potential. Bases 1671 to 2312 code for a protein of 213 amino acids. The record is from RefSeq and is a predicted model, not a curated record.